Messenger RNA from Octodon degus (degu), 3737 nucleotides. It is a transcript of the gene Tnfaip2, whose product is annotated as TNF alpha induced protein 2. Gene Ontology annotation, molecular function: SNARE binding. Gene Ontology annotation, cellular component: exocyst. Gene Ontology annotation, biological process: exocyst localization; exocytosis. Bases 128 to 2191 code for a protein of 687 amino acids. The record is from RefSeq and is a predicted model, not a curated record. Lineage: Eukaryota; Metazoa; Chordata; Mammalia; Rodentia; Octodontidae. The transcript has 12 exons.
GACCUCCGCCACGGUGCUCUGUCCCUGCCACCCGAACCCUGGGUUCCGCCCGAUCCCCUGAGGGAAUGACCUCGCAAAACCGACAGGACCAAGCCUACAGACUUGAGCCAGGGUGGUGCUGAAGAAGAUGAUGUUCCAAGGCUUCCUGGACCAGCAUCCUGUGCCUGGGACCCUCGACUUCCUUGGACACACCCCGAGUUUGUCCUUCACAUCAGAGGUGGACUCAGAGGCCUCUAUCUCCGAGGCCUCCUCUGAGGAUCUGGCACCACCUCUGGAGGCUGAGGUAGCUCCAGAGCGUCACAGGGUAGAGGCUGUGAAGAGCAAGGAAAAGAAGAAGCCAAGAGCACUGGCCAACAUGUUAAACAUGUUCAAAGGAAAGAAGAAGAAGGGUAGUUCCCCCAGCUCAGCACAGCCAGAGCCCAGACCAGGGCCGGGUAGCCCGGCACCCACAGUGGAGGAGCUCAAGGCAGCGCUGGAGGGCGGACGACUGGAGGCAGCAGGGUCCCUGCUGGUGCUGGAGAGGGAGCUGGCAGCCUUGGCCUCUGCAGGCAAGCUGGAUGCAGAGGAGCUGGUGCGGCGACAGAGCAAGGUAGAGGCGCUGUACACACUGCUGCACAGCCAGGUGCAGAGAGUGUUGUGCCGCCCCCUGGAGGCUGCGCCUGAGCGGCUGCACCAGGCCCUGGCGGUGGUGGCCGAGCAGGAGCGCGAGGACCAGCGGGCAGCGGAGGCCGGGCCUGGGGCAGCAACGCUGGUGAACACACGGCCGCGACACUGGCUGCAGCAGUGGCGGCACAGCGUGGCAGUGGUGGCCUCUGAGCGCAUGGGGGCACGGCCAGCUGCACACACCGAGGGGCGCUCGGAGGUAGAGGACGCCUUCCUGCACAUGGGCCGCACCAUGAAGGAGGACCUGGAGGCCGUGGUGGAGCGACUGCGGCCGCUGUUCCCAGCUGAGUUUGAUGUUGUGGCCACCUACGCACGCAGCUACCACGAGCACUUCGCUGCGCACGUGGCAGCCCUGGCGCAGUUCGAGCUUUGCGAACGUGAUGCCUACCUGCUGCUGCUCUGGGCGCAGAACCUCUACCCGAAUGACAUCCUCAAAAGUCCCAAGCUGGCAGCGGAGCUGCAGGCUGUCAGCCUUGGGAGCCUGCUGACCCCCAAGCAGAUCCGGUCACUGGAGGCCACGUUUCUGUCCAGUGAGGUGGCCAACGUGAAAGGGCUGAUGGCCCGUGCCUUGGAGCUGGAGGCACAGCGCUGGGCCCAGGACGUGGCUCCGCAGAAGUUGGACGGCCGCUGCCACAGUGAGCUGGCCAUCGACAUCAUCCAGAUUGUCUCACAGGGCCAGGCAAAGGCUGAGAACAUCACUCCCGACCUAGGGAAGCAGAUCAAGCAAGUGCUGCUGGUGGAGUUGGCCGCGUUCCUGAGGAGCUACCAGCACACCUUUGAUGAAUUUCUGGAAAGAGGCAAACAGCUGACAAAUUACAGGGCCAAUGUCAUUGCCAACAUCAACAACUGCCUGUCCUUCCGGACGUCCAUGGAGCAGAGCUGGCCAAUCGUGCAGGAUCCCCGGAGACACCUGCUGGAACCCCUGAGUGAACUCCGGAGCCAUGGCUUUGACACUCUGCUCCAGAGCCUGUUCCUGGACCUGAAGCCUCUGUUCAAAAAGUUCACAAAGACUCGCUGGGCGGCGCCUGCCGAGACCCUGGAGGAAAUCCUCACCACUGUGGGCAGACAGCUGCCGAAGUUCUGGGAACUUCAGGACUGCUUCCGGGAGGAGCUCAUGGAAGCCGUGCACCUGCACCUGGUGAAGGAGUACAUCACCUGCCUCAGCAAGUGCCCGCUGGUCCUCAAGAAGGAAGAGCAGCAGCAGCAGCUGGCAAGGAACAUCCUGGCCAACGCUGAAGCCAUCCGGCUUUUCUGCACGCAGAACGGCUCCCCUGCGACCUGGCUCUACCCUGCCCUCCCUAAACUUGCUGAGAUCAUCCACCUGCAAGACCUCAACGCCAUCAAGAUGGAAGUCGCCACCUAUGCCACCUCAUACCCUGACUUCAGCAAAGGUCACCUGAGUGCCAUCCUGGCCAUCAAAGGCAACCUAACAAACAGUGACGUCAAGAGCAUCCGGAACAUCCUGGACAUCGACACGGGCACACAGGAACCCUUCAGGCCCCUAUUUUCACUUAUAAAGCUCGGGUAGCUUUUCCUGGAGUCUGACCUACUGAGCUUCCAGCGAGCAGGCUGCACACCUCACUUGGAUGCUCCCCAGACCAGCUCCAGCUCCUGCACCCCUCACAGGCCUACUCCAUUCUGCUGCUCCUUCUUCCUAGCCUGGCUCUGGAACAGGCCCCAUGCUGCAGAGCCUGUCCGAGUCUGUGUGUGGUGGUGGAACAGGGUGCCCAAGGUGGGCAGCCGAGGAGCUGUCUGGAAAGGAGGGCUGACUGCUGUUGGUGCACAUAAGUGGGGGGUGCGGGGUGCAAAGGGUAUGGCCAGGGGCCCUGGGCCACUCCUGUCUUCCAGUCUGGCUCCUGGGGAUCCAUCUAGGAGGGAGUUUGGUGCCCCUUCCGCCUCUCUAGGGCCUGGCCUGGUCUGGGUUCAGCAGCUCUGAUUGCAGACAGCUCUGGGGACCUCUGCUGGUGGAACAGGUGUAGUCCAUGCUGAACUGGAGGGAGAGCAGAGCUCAGGCCUAGACACUCCUGCCCUUGCCCAGACUUCCUGGGAGGGUCCCAGGAGGCCCUGGGCUCCACCUGCUGACCCCCACGGGUCCAUCCCAUCCCUGUGCGGAGGCUGCCCUGCGUCUUCUAGUGCUUGGAGCCGCUGUGUUCUUCCCCCUUGCCCCUUCCACGCCCACCUGCAGCCUCCUGCCCCUUCUCCACUCCGGGCCCCAUGGGAACUCACUCAGAUCCUACAUCUCCCUGUUUCCAUCCCUCCCACAGCAUCAAGGCCCUUGCAUGUCACUGAAUGUCAUAGCCCCAGGGGUCGGGAUGUGAACACCUUCCUUCUGCCAUCCAUCUCCUGCCCACAGGACCCCCCUUCUACCCCAGGACAACUAACCUCUGCCACCCUCAGAGCACUGCCCCCCGCAGGGCUGAAAGCACCCACGUCUAGGCUGGCCAGGCCGCCACCACGCCUGUGGGGUGCGGGGCGGGGUUCAGCGCCAGCUCUUUGGACUGCUCCUCCUUUCCCAGGUACUGCCGUAGGAAACUAGAGCUACGCCGGGUGUGGCAGCGCACUCCUGCAAUCCUAGCCGCCUGCCGCGUGGUGGGGCCUCACGAUGCAAGGACGAGGUGCUGCCAGUGUAGCACAGUGGGAUCCACACGCUCGGGCCCUGGCUCUACCCUGUAUACAAAAAAGGAAAUGUGGCUGGGAGCCGCUGCGGCCAGCAUGAGGGACCCACCGAGGGUUGUGUACGUUUGUAGGAGUUACCUUGUAUAAUGUUAUUAAUGUUAUUUUCAUUGUACUGCUUUUGUAUGUAAGAUCUGAGUUUUUACAGUGUGAAACAAGCUGUUUUCAAAAGUGGCUGUGGUUUCUUUUGGGACCUGCAAACUUGAGGUGAGAUGGGAGUGACCUUGGGGAUUGGGUGAACCCUAUCUCCCCAGCACCUCCUGUGGUGCCAGAGGACACCCCCAGUGAGCUGAGCACUGGAUGGGGACACGGGCUAGCAGUUUCCUCAUCUCUAGGGGAUCAGGCUUGGUGUGGUGGCGCGCGCUUAUGAUCCCAGCAUGCAGAGGCUAAGGCAAGAGGAU